Molecule: messenger RNA, 1088 nt
Organism: Nematostella vectensis (starlet sea anemone)
Lineage: Eukaryota; Metazoa; Cnidaria; Anthozoa; Actiniaria; Edwardsiidae
Product: integrator complex subunit 12
Exons: 4
Coding region: 22-1056 (344 amino acids)
Biological process (GO): snRNA 3'-end processing
Cellular component (GO): integrator complex
Source: RefSeq, a predicted model, not a curated record
CACUAGUGUUUUCUUUCCAAGAUGGCGACGACCAGUGCUGCCGAGUUAGACCCUGUCUUUUUGAAAGCGAUAAGACUGCUUCAUUCACGACACCCAGAUUCUACAGAACAGCUACGAAUGCUAAGAGAUGAAGCCAUCAGACAGCAAAACCAGCCAAUCCCCCAGACAACUAGGGAAAAAAGUAAGGAAUCAAAGCCAUUACCUUCAGAAAGACGACAAAAUGUGAUCAUCACACCUGUCACAGAGGCAGUACCUAUUCAAAGAGAACCCAAAUCUCAAGCCAUUGAAGUAACAGCCUCUGUUGUCACCAGUAGCAACACUUUCUCAGAUGCUGGAAGCAUUGAGACAGUUGAGGAGCUUGCCUCUUCAGUUGUAGAAACUGUAGAAGAAAUGAGUUCAGCAUCACUCAUCGGUGCUAGUGCUCCCAAGAAAGCAAAGCUACAAAUCAGUGUGGAGAAAGUCCUUGAUGGGGAAGCUAUACCAGUUGAAGAUCUAGCCAUUGAUUUGGGGGUUUCAUGUUCCGUAUGUGAUCACAGUGAGAACAAGAUGACUGGAAACAAACUUGUGGAAUGCCAUGAGUGCCAUUCACAUUAUCACCAGAAAUGCCAUGAGCCACGGGUGUCAGAUGAGGAUGCAAAUGACCUGAGGCUAGUUUGGUACUGUACUCUGUGCAUCAAGAAGAUGCGAGAAGCAACUAGUAGCACUACUGCAUUAAAGAACAGGCAAUCAGAUGCCCUACCCUCAAACAGUCGCACGUUUGCAGCAGCCCGACCCUCUCAGUCUUUCAGACGUCCAGCACCAUCGACUGAAACCAAGUCCUUUGCACCACCUACUACAGCUCAGUCAUUUGCUAUCCCCGGUCUGUCAAAUGCUGCCAGUACAAGCAAGCAACCGAUCUCAGGGGGAGUGGGUGGGACCUCAAGCGCGACCUCAAGUGGGGCCUCCACUGGACAGAAGUCAUCCAUGCAGUCAGCCAUGAAACGCCUGCAAAUGGUGAAGAAGAAAGCUGCACAAAAGAUCCUUAAUCAUCAGCAAAUACGAGUCCCAAGGAGAUAAAUAGCAACAUUCCCAAGAAGCAGAGAAAUGGA